This is a messenger RNA of Cololabis saira (Pacific saury), 2083 nucleotides long. RefSeq names its product OTU deubiquitinase with linear linkage specificity a (gene otulina). The record is from RefSeq and is a predicted model, not a curated record. NCBI's taxonomy places the organism in Eukaryota, Metazoa, Chordata, Actinopteri, Beloniformes, Belonidae. The transcript is spliced from 3 exons. The coding region runs from base 119 to 772 and encodes 217 amino acids.
AGCCAGCACCGGCACUAGCUGUCGACUGUAUAUAAUCAGGCAGCAGUUUCGUUGAAAUGCGCUUAAAGCAUCUGCAGUGGCAUUAGAAACAUUUAGCGGUGCUGUUUUUAAGCUCAUCAUGUCUUGGGUGAAAGUCGUGUCUGGCCCCAGUGAGGAUGUUUUCGACGAGGACGCGGACGAGCUGAAUCUCCAAAGCAGAGAGUGGAGCUCCAACAUGAAGAAGCGCGUCAAGGACGGGUAUGUGGACGGAGUGGACGCCGGGGAGGAGGCAACACUGCAGGUGGGAUUCAACCAGGGCUUCAGGGACGGAGCUGCUGAAACCGUGGCCGUGGGCCGCCUCAGAGGAAUCGUGAGUGCUAUAUGGUGCUGGUGCCAGAUUCAUCAUCCAGAAAGCCCCGUCCCAUCCUGUGUGCAUGACCUCCUGCAGCGCGUUACACAACACGAAGACAGAAUUAUGGACGACAUCAGGAAGGCUUUGGAGAAUCCUCCUCCGAGUGUGAGCGACAUCUCAGAGAGCAUGGAGGAUCUGGAGGUGGAACGUAUGGAUCCUGGUCCCUGUGAAGGGGGAUGUUCAGAGACAUCCUGCUGCAAGAAAGCAGAAAAUAUGGACUUGGAUCCUCACCGGCCACACAAUCUCUGUUCAGGGUCCACUGACAGCUCCUCCAGCUCUGAGGGUCUCAGCCUUCUGCUGCAGUGCUGUAUGGACAUAGUGUCAGAGCUGGGACUGCCACAGGAGUUGCUGGAGCACAUACAGGAGCUGAGGAACUUGUAGGGAUCAGGGACCAAGAUCACAGUGGAUUUGAACUAUGAUGAUACUUGAAUUGCGACACAAAUGUUUUAGACUGAUUUUUUUUUUUUUACAUGAAGAAAUAAGAUAUGAUUUACAUAAUAUGAAGUAUUAUUUUGUGUUCAAAGUUUUUCAAAUAUAUUUGAAAAUAUUUCCAAAUAAAUAUGUAUUUGAUUGACAUAUUUAAAUUGUUGCCUUCUUAAUUGAUAAUUCAUAACAUAAGUCAUAACCUCAUAUUUACACAUCAUUUGACACAAGAUCUAUUUAAGAUGAAAGAAUAGUUUAAUUGUCCUUUUAAUGUCAGUUUGAACUCAACAAAUAUUGCAACAUACUGCUAAACCUUAAAUGAUCUUGUGUUCGGAUAAAUAUUUGAGUAAACUAGAUUUAUAAUAUGACAGUAAUUACAACAAAGCUGGGAAUUUGUAAAAUAUAAACAAUACAAUGAUCUGCAAAUUACUUUAUUCCCAACAAAACAUAAAUAAUAAAUCGGAUGUUGAAACUUUUCAGACAUGAGACAUUUUAUCAUUUGAUGGAAAAUUGCUCAUUUUGAACUUGAUGGCAGCAACACAUCUCAAAAAUGUUGGAACAGGGUGAUGUUUUACUAUCAUAUGGCAUCUCUUUUUCUUUUAACUGCCUGUAAAUGACUGGGAAGUGAGGAGACCAGUUGCUGUAGCUUUAGGAGAAGAGUGUUAUCCCAUUUCUGUCUGCAGGGUUCUAGCUGCUCAACAUUGCUGGGACUUUUUUGCUGGAGUAUUCGUUUCAUGCUGCACCAAAGGUCUGGUCUGCAGGCACAGAUGAAUCAAAACUUUUGCCUCCGGCCAUUUUAGAUGAGCUUUGGCCCAGAGAAGAUGCCAGGGUUUCCGGAUUAAGUUUACAUAUGGCUUUCUGCUUUGCAUGCUAGAGCUAUAAACAUUUGUGGCUUGUAUGUUGAACUGUGUUCACAGACACUGAUCUCUGGAAGUAUUCCUGAGCACUGAUUCUCUGGAUCUUUUGUUGAUAUUAUACACUAGAGAUGGUGGAAACUCGAGCUUUCACAAUUUUAUGUUGAACAUUUUGUUGAAAUUGUUUCACAAAUUUUUGAUGCAGAUUGGUGAACCUCUGUCUGUUGUUACAUCUGAGAGGCUCUAGCUCGCUGAAAUGCUCCUUUUAUACCCACACACAUUACUGACCCAUUGCUGAUUAACCUAAUAAGUUGUCAAAUGGCCCUUUAGUUGUUUGUGAUUUAUGCCAGUUACUUUUCCAGCCUUUUGUUGCUCCUGUUCCAACCUUUCUGAAUUGUGUUCCUGACUUAAAAUA